Messenger RNA from Nicotiana tabacum (common tobacco), 921 nucleotides. Lineage: Eukaryota; Viridiplantae; Streptophyta; Magnoliopsida; Solanales; Solanaceae. The record is from RefSeq and is a predicted model, not a curated record.
UAUACUUAGCUAGCUAGCCAACCAACUUCCACUUCUCAAACUCCUUAGUUUUCUUCAUUUUCUUUUCUUUGUAGUAAUUGCUACCUUGGUGCUUACUCUGGUUAAAUGUACUAAGGACUACUUGCUCCUUGGAAGAAAAAUUAGUAUGGUGAAGUCUACGAACCACUCACAACAGCCAAACCAAAAAUUAAGUAUGCGAGAAUCGCCUGAUCCUCCUUUUGAGGAGACAUACAAGAAACUUUUUGACGACAUAAGAAUUGGAAAAGCUUCAAACAUAAAUUACCACAACCUCUUUGUUGUAGAGGAAUGCGAGUUGCCAUUAAUAGACCUUGAGCUAUUAAAUGGAAGAGAAUUCGAGAGGGAAGAAUGCAAGAGAAAGAUAGCUAAAGCUUCACAAGAAUGGGGUUUUUUCCAAGUGGUGAACCAUGGGAUAUCACAUGAUAUAUUGGAAAAAAUGAGAAUGGAGCAAAUCAAGCUUUUCAAGAAGCCAUUCAAUGAGAAAAUGAAUGAAAAGAAUCACAAAUUCUCCAAAGGAAGUUACCGUUGGGGAACUCCGUCAGCUACUUGUCUUCAACAACUUUCUUGGUCCGAAGCUUUCCACGUUCCUCUCACUGAUAUCUCCAAUUCAAGUGGUCUUAGCAGCCUCAGGUACUAAAAUUAAACUCUUUAAAUUGUUAGCUUUGAUAUCUCUCUCUCUUUCUGUGUUUCCUCUUUGCAUUAUAUGUGUACUGAAGGAGAGGUGGUUGUGUGCACCACCGGUGGCGAAGCCAGGGUAUUCAUCUUGGGUGUUCAAACUUAAAUGAAGUGAAAAAAUCACCGAUAAAGAGUGUUCAAUAUAUGUUAUAUACCACUAAAAUAUAAUAUUUUAUCUAUAUAUACAGUGUAAUUUUUUGACGAAAGAUGAACAGUUUAGGGCUAUGU